This is a messenger RNA of Ipomoea triloba (trilobed morning glory), 632 nucleotides long. RefSeq lists its product as uncharacterized. The record is from RefSeq and is a predicted model, not a curated record. NCBI's taxonomy places the organism in Eukaryota, Viridiplantae, Streptophyta, Magnoliopsida, Solanales, Convolvulaceae. Bases 124 to 534 code for a protein of 136 amino acids. The transcript has a single exon.
AAAGCGGGGACUACACUCAACUCCCUCAACGCCGACGUCAUCAAUGAAUGCUGCCUCGUCCCCUAUAAAUCCCUCCCCUUUCCCUCCCUUUUCCCACUUCAUAAACCUAAUUCCUCAUCGGCCAUGGCAGAAGAAUUCCUCGAAUCGGAGAUCGUGUUCCCGGAGAGCGUCAACGAUAACGGCUACGCCGUUGACGAGGAGCGGAGCUUCUCCGGCGACUCGAGAGAAUCGCGGAGUAAGAAGCAGAGGAGGAGAACGAUUAAGAUGUCUGCGGCGGCGGAGAGGAGAGAGACGAAUUCUCUUCCGGUGAAUAUUCCGGCGGAGUCGUGGUUCCGGUGCGUGGAUGUGGAGGCGGAGUUGUUCGGCGAGGAGGAGGAGGAAAUGGUGCCGCCGCACGUGAUCACCGGCCGGAGAAUCGCCCGGAAAAUGAUGUCAUUCUCCGUCUGCACCGGGUACGGGAGGACGUUAAAGGGAAGGGAUUUGAGUGAAGUAAGGAAUUCAAUUCUUAGAAUGACUGGCUUUCUCGAAGCGUAGCUUCUGAGAUUAGUAUGAAUAAUAUCUAAAUGUAAUUAUUUUUAAAAAGAAAAAAAAAACUCAAUAAUAAUGAGAGGAAGAGUUUAACAACGAACAAA